Molecule: messenger RNA, 2268 nt
Organism: Cheilinus undulatus (humphead wrasse)
Lineage: Eukaryota; Metazoa; Chordata; Actinopteri; Labriformes; Labridae
Product: neuroplastin-like
Exons: 9
Coding region: 428-1273 (281 amino acids)
Source: RefSeq, a predicted model, not a curated record
GCGCGUAUUGUUGGCUUGCUAGAGCCAGUGAAAUGACAGAGAGGACAGCAGGCAGCUGUGGAAUUAUCCUCAUUAUGAUGGGUUUUUGGAUAAAAGGGACAAGAACAGCAUCACGGGGAAACGACUAUCUGGUACAGUGAAGCACCCGCUUGUCUGCGCUCAUCCAACAUCUCGCGAGAUUUCAGAUAACGAGCUGGUUUAAAAAGGUGGUUCCCCUGCUGCACCGGGCUGACAGCAGAGAGCUGCCCAGGUAGCCAGCGUCGGUACCGAAGACUCCCGCCAGACGCUUCCUCCUCUCUGCGUGUCUCCGCUGGUGUCCCUGGAGGUGCAAGCGUUUGGCGAAUCCACCCGCCUCCUCACCCCCCACCCCCAUCUCCGGUCACCUCAGCUCUCCUCUACCGGCAUUUUUCAUCUCCCGUCUCCGAAGAUGAUACCUGGAAAACGAAGAGCUGCAGUCAUGUCCUUCUCGGUGGCGAUAUUUGGAGCACUUAUGCUGCAGUCCGUGUCUUCGCAGAACGAGCCGUCAAUCACCGCCUCUGAACACACCACACUUCCUGUGGAGGGCGAUGCUUUCACACUGCAGUGCAACCUGACCAGCGCCCACAGUGCCCAUCAGGAGAGCUACUGGAUGAAGAACGGCGAGGAGAUCCCGGAAACACGUGGAACAAGCAGGAACACCGAGUACAAGCUGGUCAAACCAAGAGGAGAUGACGCCGGAGUUUACAUGUGUGUCUUCACCUUCGACAUGUCUCCUCCAGCCAAUGCCACCAUCGAGGUUAAAUCUGCUCCUGAGAUCACAGGCCACAAGCGCAGUGAGAACAAGAAUGAGGGUCAGCGUGCCGUACUCUACUGCAAGUCUGUGGGCUACCCUCACCCUGUGUGGACCUGGCGCAAGUUUGACAACGGUGUUUAUAGGGAAAUCGACAACUCCACCGGCCGCUUCUUCGUCAGCAGCAGCGACAACUACACUGAGCUCCACAUCAUUGAGCUGGACAUCGGCCUGGAUCCGGGCGAGUACAGCUGCAACGCCACCAACAUGAUCGGCAGCCGUGAGGAGAAGUCUGUGCUGAGAGUCCGCAGCCACCUGGCCCCAUUAUGGCCCCUCUUGGGGGUUUUGGCUGAGAUCAUCAUCCUGGUCAUCAUCAUCGUUGUUUAUGAGAAGCGUAAGAAGCCUGAGGAUUUACAAGAUGAUGAUGACCCAGCUGGACCAGUGAAAACUAAUUCAACUAACAACCACAAAGACAAGAACCUCCGUCAGAGAAAUACAAACUGAACAGCCUGUCUGCUGAGUUACAUUCAACAUGUAUUGACCACAUGAAGGUAAACAAGAAAGGAAUCCAUACCAGUUGUUAAUAGGAUUAUCUGCCAUUAAAGUAUGGUUACGGAGGAGUUCAGUGAGGCAUGCCUUAUGAUUUUGUUGUGCGAGGUUCAGGAGGUACUCAAAUGUUAACAUUAUAACCAUUGUUGCUGCAUGCAGGUGUUGACGUUUAUGAUUUGACAUUUAUCCAAUGAUUUUACACUUCUACUACUUCUAAAAUAAUGCAUGCAAGAUCUUGACCUUCUGUUUGAAGGCACAGAUGUUUUUUCUUCAUUUGUUUUCUUGAUCUUUUUUUUUCUUUUGGUUGCUCUUUCCUCUGAGAGCAGCUUCAUGUAGAUAAUCUGUGUGCAAAAACAAAACUGGUCAAUGUAAAAGAGAAAUGCCACCAUAAUCUGGUAUGACAGUCGUGUAUAGUUUUCUCAUUCUGCUGCAUACCAUUUUCUAAGUUUAUCAUUUUAUCAGAAUAUAUCUCUUACAUUUAAGGGCUUUGCAAUGUCCCUCUAAUAAAUUUGGUUAAGGUUGACCUUACUGUAUGUAUGUACUGUGUUAAAUCACUAUAACAAUGUAUCAGAUCACCAUUAUUAUAAAGACUAUUCAUAUGAUAUGAUGCACUUAAAUGUUGAGAAUUACAAAAACUGUAUAAAGCUAAUUAAGGAGAUCUGUACUAAUCAUUUUAACAUGUUUUAUAAUUAUGUGUAUUGUACAGCAUGGCUAUUAUCCUAUGCAAUUAUUAUCCAUAUCAAUAUAUUGAAAACCAUUGCAGCUUUUGAUUUCUCUGUGAUAAAGCUUUAAACUAGUAGGAUCACCGUAGAGCGCUGACAGCAUACUGCACAGCUGCAUGAAUUCUCUCUCCGGCUGAUGUGGGAGGUGAAGAAAAGACCCACGCCAUGGCUGGCACAUGUGAAGCAAUUGCAAGAAUCGCAACUCAUUUUUAAGAAUAAAUAUCUGAA